AUGAAUAGAAGAAAAGAGAAAGCUAAAAUACCUUUCGACUUGAAGAUGGCGAGAAGCUGUGUUUGUCCCAUAAGGAUAAGGACUUUGAGUUUGAAUAUGAAAAGGAUUGAGAAUCCUUGUCAAACUAUCUUUCAGAAACAAAAGAACUCUGUUAUUGUAUCGUGCCUACGUUUUAUUCAUGGAGCUCUUAAAUACACUUAUCCAAUUGAUUCAAGUGUUCUUGAAGAUCCAAAGGCGUUCUUGAAGAUUCGAAGGAAGAUUCAAGCGCCUGCCAAGCCUCCGAAUUGCAUUAUUAAAGUCAAGACCGGCGUAGAGAAGAUCAAAAUCAACUUUGCGGCGAAGACCAAGGACUCGUGUUCUUCACAUUCUUGGAAAAUCACAACGUUCGAUUCGAGAUCAAGCUGUCAAGCCCUCGAAGAAACGUUAUUUGAACUCAUAUUCAAGACCGGCGGAGAUCAAACUGAAGAUUUGUCUCCAAAAAUAGCUUUGGGAUAUUACGAGCUCGUUUUUGACGCGGUUUACACCCCUAAAAUCACAAGGCUCCUUCGGGAAGCUGGCGAAAUGGGAGCCAAAAUUGUGACAGGAGUCGAAAUGUUCAUCAGCCAGGCUUAUGAACAAUAUGAGAGGUUCACUGGCUUGCCAGCUCCGAAGCAACUGUUCAAGGAAAUCAUGAAAGAUUACUGA
Messenger RNA from Striga asiatica, 684 nucleotides. The record is from the annotation of a GenBank genome assembly. Lineage: Eukaryota; Viridiplantae; Streptophyta; Magnoliopsida; Lamiales; Orobanchaceae.